AUUAAAGAAACAUUCUCCUCAUUGCAUCAAACUAUUUCAAACUUGAUGAAGUACAUCGUGGUAGAAGGGAGUUGACAGGUGUUGGCUAUGAUAUGACGUGUUAGAAUUGCCAAACCUGCACAACACUUCAAAAAAUCUCAGUAUAUAAGUUGUAACGCCGUUUACUCCGUAGUGCGGUGUUCCACUCUCAACUGCCUGGAAGUUUUCCAAAAAAUGGGAGGAGGAUUUAGGGUGUUGCAUCUUGUGAAACCAUUCCUUUCGUUUCUUCCCGAAGUUCAAAGCGCGGACAGGAAGAUUCCCUUCAGAGAGAAAGUUAUAUACACUGUGAUUUCACUUUUCAUAUUCUUGGUUUGCAGCCAACUUCCUCUAUAUGGCAUUCAUUCCACUACUGGAGGUGACCCUUUCUACUGGAUGCGUGCUAUUCUCGCAUCAAGCCGUGGAACUGUCAUGGAGCUGGGUAUCACUCCCAUUGUCACAUCUGGACUGGUGAUGCAGCUCCUGGCUGGGUCUAAAAUCAUUGAAGUUGAUAACAAUGUCCGAGAGGACCGUGCACUAUUAAAUGGUGCUCAGAAGCUUCUUGGUAUCUUGAUUGCUGUCGGCGAGGCUGUUGCUUACCUUCUCUCAGGAAUGUAUGGAAGUGUUGGUCAGCUUGGAGUUGGGAAUGCUAUUCUGAUUAUUCUGCAACUGUGCUUUGCUGGUAUUAUUGUGAUUUGUUUAGAUGAGCUGCUUCAAAAGGGUUAUGGUCUUGGCUCUGGGAUUUCCUUGUUCAUUGCAACCAAUAUCUGUGAAAAUAUUAUCUGGAAAGCAUUCAGCCCUACAACCAUCAAUAGUGGCCGAGGUGCUGAGUUUGAAGGUGCUGUCAUCGCAUUGUUCCAUUUGCUUAUAACCAGAACAGACAAAGUCCGUGCACUUCGCGAGGCAUUUUACCGCCAGAAUCUUCCAAACGUAACCAAUCUUCUCGCUACCAUAUUGAUCUUCCUCAUCGUGAUAUAUUUCCAAGGUUUUAGAGUGGUUUUGCCCGUGAGAUCUAAAAAUGCCCGUGGAAAACAAGGCUCCUACCCAAUCAAGCUUUUUUACACCUCCAACAUGCCCAUUAUUCUCCAGUCUGCCCUUGUAUCCAAUCUUUACUUCAUUUCUCAGUUGUUAUACAAGAAAUAUGGUGGAAAUUUCUUGGUCAACCUGUUGGGUACAUGGAAGGAAUCUGAGUAUUCCGGUCAGUCAAUUCCAGUUGGCGGCCUUGCUUACUACGUUACUGCUCCGUCAAGCUUAGCAGAUGUGGCAGCAAAUCCCUUCCAUGCACUUCUGUACAUAGUAUUCAUGCUAUCCGCGUGUGCCCUGUUCUCCAAGACCUGGAUUGAAGUUUCUGGAUCCUCGGCCAAAGAUGUCGCCAAGCAGCUCAAGGAGCAACAAAUGGUUAUGCCUGGACACAGGGAUUCCAAUCUGCAGAAGGAGUUGAACCGCUAUAUUCCAACCGCUGCAGCUUUUGGAGGAAUUUGCAUCGGUGCAUUGGCUGUCUUGGCGGAUUUCAUGGGCGCCAUCGGUUCAGGGACUGGAAUCCUUCUUGCAGUGACGAUCAUCUACCAAUAUUUUGAGACGUUUGAGAAGGAGAAAGCAAGUGAGCUUGGUUUCUUCGGAUUCUAAUUCAGUAGUUGAGCUUUCCAUGGAAGGUUUGCAGAAGAGGAUUCAGAUGACAGCAUAGUUGUAGCAAAUCUGCCUAGAAACCGGACCAGUUGUAGUGUUUAAUGUAUAAUAUCGCAGUGUGAAAAUGCGCCUAAGUUGUUCUACUUGGUCUCUAUCUUAACUUGAAAUCUUCCCAGCCUUGAUAAUUCAUACUUGAGGUUCAAAGUUUAUUUCAGUUAUCUUUCUUUUGUGAGGGAAUA
Molecule: messenger RNA, 1880 nt
Organism: Salvia hispanica
Lineage: Eukaryota; Viridiplantae; Streptophyta; Magnoliopsida; Lamiales; Lamiaceae
Biological process (GO): protein transport
Cellular component (GO): membrane
Source: RefSeq, a predicted model, not a curated record